This is a messenger RNA of Branchiostoma belcheri (Belcher's lancelet), 2779 nucleotides long. RefSeq names its product C-myc promoter-binding protein-like. Gene Ontology annotation, cellular component: cytoplasmic vesicle. The coding region runs from base 462 to 1571 and encodes 369 amino acids. Gene Ontology annotation, biological process: regulation of Rab protein signal transduction. The transcript is spliced from 8 exons. Lineage: Eukaryota; Metazoa; Chordata; Leptocardii; Amphioxiformes; Branchiostomatidae. The record is from RefSeq and is a predicted model, not a curated record.
GAGAUUGAGGGGUCAUGGGUUCGAAUCCUUGCAUUCUUGGCUAAACAUUGUGUCCUUGGAUAAAUGGGUACCAAGGUUUAUCAAGAUAUCUGACUUCAGUUGGGGAGGUAAAAGGCAGUGCUAGGAGAGGGUUGGGCUCUGCCUUCCAAUACCGUGUCCAAAACAUUUGCCUUUUACAUUGUUGGACAACGUACUAGCUGCAUGGAAACAGCCAUGUGUGUGUAGUCUUUGUGUGUAAGUCUUGUGUUCCCAUGUAGAAAGUUGUGUGUUAUACGUUACAGGAACAGAAGGACAGUACGGUACAGGAUCCCAAGCCAGAUACUUCCACCUCACAGCAUGUGAAGCUGAGCGUAAGGGGAGGUGUGGUCGCCAAUCCGCGGGUGGUGGAGAUUCGCAAGGAGUGCCUCGGGUCCUUCAAGUACCGCCCGCAGCCCCUCCCCGAGGCCGUCUGCUACCUGGGCAUGGGUGACAACGGGGAAUCCGAAGCCAAGAAAAAACCCAUCUGGUUGGGGAGGACUAAAGUCACGCCACUGGAAAACAAGCUGAACAGGCCCAAGUCUAAAAGUGUGGACGCCCUGCUCGAAGACUCCGAUCCGAAGGUCACCAUUACAAGAAGCGCAAGUCUAGAAGGGAUAAGGUCUGCAGUGGAGAAUUCUGCUCAAUCUGAUGGUGUUGGAGAUACCGCGUUGACCAAUCGCCUGAGUAGAAGCGUUGGGAGCGGACUGGAUGAAACUGGUUCCGAGUCGCCGCCGCCGUCGUCAUCAGCGGCGCCACAGCGAGUGGUGACGGGACUGGACGAGACGACAGGACAGGUGGAUAGCAUGGACACGGAGUUCCUGGCAGUUGCGUCGCAGCGCCCGCAGCCCGACCCCAUCACGGUGCCGUACCUGAGCCCGCUGGUGCUGCGCAAGGAGGUGGAGAACGUGCUGGAGAGCGAGGGCGACGGCUCACUCACCCGCGCCGACUUCGUGGACCAGCACCCCAUCAUCUACUGGAACCUGGUCUGGUACUUCCGCCGGCUGGACGUGCCCAGUAACCUCAUCGGACUGGUGCUGUCUGCUGAGAUCACCACCAAGGCUGCAGAGAUCCCCAAGCAGUGGCUGUCAGCGGACAGUAAGCACGUGUGUGUGAAGGUUCUCUGGGACAACAUCAACCUGCACGAAGAGCCAGGCCAGCCUCUGUACCUCAUGUGGAAUGCACAUGCUCAAAAGUCGUCCUUGGCACAUGCCCUGAUCACAGAGGAGAAGCUGUCAUCUAAGCGGUUCAUGCAGUCCAUUGUGACAAGUAUCCAGAGUAAUGACUUGCUGACUCCUAUGAAGUACAUGCUGCAGGAGUACCACAAACACAAGGCCACACAGGGGAGACACAGGAGUAUCUACAGAGAGAUACUAUAUCUGUCCUUAGUAUCUCUGGGAAGGGACAACAUUGAUCAUGACGCUUUUGACCGCGAGUACAAGCUGGCAUUCAGCCGCCUGUCGGAGGACCUGCAGGCCAUGACACAAGAAGACGACAAACCGCCCAGCGCACGAACUCUGUGGUGUCGGCGCAUCUUCAGCUCUCUCUACCUGUAGCUCAAGCUCCGCUUCAUGAUAACUUCUUCUACUUGUGUAUAAUCUUUACUACUUUUUAUUUGCUGCUGGGGUUCAAAGUUUACUACCGAUAAGAUUUAUCAAUAAUUGCCACCUGACUAGUUUACUUCUGCCAAGUGUUCUGUAAGAAAGGAACGUGUAUAUAGCUGUGAAAAAAAAUGAUACAGACAUUUAAAGUGUCUUUGUUUGCAGUCCAUGUUAUAUAGAUACCUGGUCUUGCAAGUGAGUAUAAGAUUUUUGCUCUAGAUGGCUCUACAUGUAUAUUAUGAUGUUACCAAUGAUAGGAGCUAUGGUUUUUCUGCAUUUGUACAAGCAAACUUGUGGGGAAUAGUUUAAGGAGUAAGGGAUGCUCAGCACUGUGCAAGUAGAUUUGUGGAACUCUGGUAGAAAGCAAUGAACAUUUAACAAAAGUAGAGGUACAACACACAAAGAAGUUUGUGGUCCUGUAAUUCAAAGUGUUAGUUUACUGCAUGUGGUUAGUUGGUACAUAUAUUACAAUUUAUAACCUUAAAAAAUUUCUUAACUUCUCAUAGCCCACAAAGUGCAGAUUUUGUGGGAUUUGAGCUUCUCGUUUUGUUGAGCCUAAGGUAAGAAAUUGGCACCAUGGAUAAGUAGCCUUCAUUUGUGUGAUAGCAAGAAACUUACAGAUACAAUAUUUCUACUCAAGGCUGGCAAAACUCCAGCUGCAUAUUGGAAAGGUUAGAUUAGCCUCUACCAGGCACAGCGGAUCGCUGAAAAAAUAGUACAAAUUGGCCGAAAUAAAGGAAUAAUAUACCAGGGGAGGUAGCCAAUUCGCGACCCGUGGGGUUGGAUCUUCUCCAAUUUCUACUAUUUUUCCAGCGAUCGGUGGUGCCUGGUAGAGGCUAAGGUUAGAUGGCAUCAGGACCUGAUGUUGUGUCAUUUACCUAGUAGUUACGCUAGCGGACACAAGAUCAAGUGGUCAUGGGUUCGAUUCCUGGAUGUACUUGGCCAGAUGUUGUCACUCUCUCAAACUCUCUCAAAAUGGCAGUACCAAAAGUCCAUGUCCAAUAAUACCACACAGUGGUGGAUUUUUAACAACCCAUUUCCCCAUAGCCUCAGAUGGCUAUGGGACUAUCUUCAUCUUUAUUACCUUCGCCAAGAAGGUUAUGUUUUCAGAGGCGUUUGUGUGUCUGUCUGUCUGUCUGUCUGUCUGUCUGUCUGUCUGUCUG